AUGGGUAAAGAGAGUAAAGUUGAAUACAAAGACUUUGAACAAAUAAAAAAAAGAAUCGGAGAUUUAGAAAAAAGAAUUGAGGAAAGAAAAAAUGUUAAGCUUUUUCGUAAACCAAUAAAAACAAUCAAAUACUUUGUAUAUAUAUUAUGGGAACAGUUUGUUAAAGCAAUUAAAUAUUUUCAAUGUAGACCAUAUUUAUUAUUCUUUAUUAGUUUAGUAGCAUCAUUUACAUUAUUAUCUGUCUACAUGCCAGGCGAACAUCAAAAGUAUAUGGGCAAAUAUUCAGAUUUAAUUUCAAUUGGUAUUUGGUGGGUAGGAUUAGGUGUAUUGUCAUCAAUUGGUUUAGGUACUGGUUUACAUACAUUUGUAUUGUAUUUAGGACCACAUAUUGCAAAAGUAACUUUAGCAGCAACUGAAUGGAACAGCGUCGAUUUUAAUGUUUAUGGUCCAAAUGCAUUCAUUCAACCAACAAGUGUCAGCGACGAAGCUAUUACUUUUUGGAUGAUUUUACAAAAGGUUCAAUGGGCAGCUUUAUUAUGGGGUGCUGGUACAGCAAUUGGUGAGUUACCACCAUAUUUUGUUGCUCGUACUGCUCGUUUAAAGGGUUUAAAAUUAGAGAAAGAAAAGAAAUCAAAAGAAGAAAAUAAUUUAGAAAAAAAAGAGGAAGAAAAUAAAGGUUUACUUCAAAAAUUAUCAGAUAAAAUUCCAGCAUUAAUCGGAAACCUUGGUUUCUUUGGUAUUUUAGCUUUUGCUUCAAUUCCAAAUCCAUUAUUCGAUUUAGCAGGUAUUACUUGUGGUCAUUUCCUUGUACCAUUUUGGAAAUUCUUUGGUGCUACCUUUAUUGGUAAAGCAGUCAUUAAAGCCCACAUUCAAGCAUGUUUUGUAAUUUUAGCUUUCAAUAUGUCCACUCUUACAAUGGUUAUCAGUUUUAUUGAAGCCAAAAUCCCAUUUUUAAAAAAUAAAAUACAACCAAUUUUAGAAAAAGAAAGACAAAAGUUAAAUUCAAACAUUGCAUCAAAUGCACCAAAAAGUUUUGUUGGAAUUUUAUGGGAUGGAUUUUUAUUCUUAAUGAUUUCAUACUUUAUCAUCUCAAUUGUUGAAUCAAGCGUUCAAGAAUAUCUUAUCGAAAAAGAUAAUAAAAAAAUUAAACAAUUACAAUCAAACAAACAUUUUGCAAAUAAUGAAAAUAUAAAACCCAAAGAAACAAAGAAAACUAAAUAA
Messenger RNA from Dictyostelium purpureum, 1221 nucleotides. RefSeq lists its product as uncharacterized. The record is from RefSeq and is a predicted model, not a curated record. The transcript has 5 exons. Bases 1 to 1221 code for a protein of 406 amino acids. NCBI's taxonomy places the organism in Eukaryota, Evosea, Eumycetozoa, Dictyosteliales, Dictyosteliaceae.